Molecule: messenger RNA, 891 nt
Organism: Rotaria sordida
Lineage: Eukaryota; Metazoa; Rotifera; Eurotatoria; Philodinida; Philodinidae
Source: the annotation of a GenBank genome assembly
AUGACUAAACAAAAUCAUGAAAUAUCAAUUGAUUAUCCAUAUACAAAAUCAAAUUUUUCAAUAAAACUUAUAUUCGAUAUUUUAACUCCACGACCUCAUUUUAUUAUUAUUCAUCAUGAAAAAUAUCGUAAAUUAAAUGCAACUGAAAAUGAAAUUCAACAAAUUAUAGAACUUAUUUCAGAAUUUCUUCUUUCAAAACCACAAUAUGAUAAUAAUGCUAUUCUAUCAUUUCAUUGUGGAAAAUGGUAUCAACAAAAUCAUAAACAUUUUCAUGCACAUUUAUGUGUACCAAAAAAACCUUAUUGUCAAGAAGCAAAAAUAAUGAUAACAUCAAAAACAACAAAUAAUCAUUGGUUAUCAUCAAUAGAUUAUUUAAAUCAAUUACAUAAAGAUUUUAUUUUAUCAAAAAUAAAAUAUAAUCAUUAUCAAAAUAAAUGUAUAUCAAUGGCAUAUUUAUGUUUUAAUGAUCCUAUAUCAUAUUAUGUACCACUUUAUGAAUUUAAUACAUCAAAAUUUUCACUUGUUUUUCUUGCAUCAUCACCACGAAUUGGUAUUAUAGCAAAAAAGACAAAUAUUGAUUUAAAAAUUUUAUAUUAUUUUAUGAAUAAUUUUUAUUUAUUAGUAAGAAAAAAACUUUCAUUAAUUAAUUCAUUAUAUGAAAAUUUUGGUGUUCAUUUAUGUUUAUAUGUUCGUGGAAGAAAAAAAAAUCAAACAUAUUUAUGUGAACGUUAUGAUCGAAUUUUAAUUAAUGAUAGUAAUCAAAUAAAAUUAGUACGUAUUGUUGGUUAUAUACAAAUGGAUGAACAACUUUAUCUUCGUUGGUUACCAACAAUUUUUCAUCAAAUUUGGUUAAAUGAAUUUCGAAAAAGUCAACAUCUUGUUCAAACAUAA